Messenger RNA from Plasmodium relictum, 3756 nucleotides. It is a transcript of the gene PRP22, whose product is annotated as pre-mRNA-splicing factor ATP-dependent RNA helicase PRP22, putative. Gene Ontology annotation, biological process: spliceosomal complex disassembly. Lineage: Eukaryota; Apicomplexa; Aconoidasida; Haemosporida; Plasmodiidae. Gene Ontology annotation, molecular function: ATP binding; RNA binding. Gene Ontology annotation, cellular component: catalytic step 2 spliceosome; intracellular anatomical structure. The coding region runs from base 1 to 3756 and encodes 1251 amino acids. The transcript is spliced from 4 exons. The record is from RefSeq and is a predicted model, not a curated record.
AUGGAUUGUUUAAAUAAAAUAAAUUUAAUUCAUAAAGUGAAUACAGAAUUAUAUAAUAGUUUAGGUAUAGAAGAUGACAAUUUAGCAGAAUUUUUAAUUUAUUUGUGUAAUAAAUCUAAAUCAUUAGAAGAAUUUUGCAAAGAUGUUUUUGAAAAUGGUGGGGAAAUAGAACAUUCUGUUCUUAAAUAUUUAUAUGAUGUCAUAAAAAGUUCUUCGAAGGAUGUUGAAGCGUCAAAGAAAGAAAAUAAAGAAGCAACUUCAGAAAAAAAUAUUGAAUCAAAAGAAUAUGAACAAAUAGAAAAAAAAAAUGAAAAAAUGAAAAAAUAUUAUUGUUUAACUAUAAAGAACGAAAAUUUCAAUAAAGAGCCAGACGAAAAUUUGAAAAAAAAAGAAGAUAAUCAGAUAAAUUAUAAUAAUGAAGAUAAAUCCAAUAGCAAUAAAUUAAAUGAUACUGAUUCUUUAUAUGAAAAAAGAAAAAAAAAUAAUAAUAAUAGAUUAAGUGAUAGUGAUUCUUCAUAUAAAAAAAGAAAAAAAAAAAAUAAUAAUAGAUUAAGUGAUAGUGAUUCAUCAUAUGUAAAAAGAAGAAAAAAAAAUAAUAAUAGAUUAAAUGAUAGUGAUUCAUCAUAUGUAAAAAGAAGAAAAAAAAAUAAUAAUAAUAGAUUAAAUGAUAGUGAUUCUUCAUAUAAAAAAAGAAAAAAAAAAAAUAAUAAUAGAUUAAAUGAUAGUGAUUCAUCAUAUGAAAAAAGAAGAGAGAAAAAUCAUAAAAAUGAAAAAAGUUAUAAUUAUGCUUCUUCUCAUAAAGAUUAUAGCGAAGAUAAAAAAAGAAAACAUAAACAUGAGAAAAAUUAUGCAAAUGAUAAUUCUUUAAAAAUUAAUAAUAUUUUUAAUGGUAGUAUAAGUAAAAUAAUGGAUUUCGGAAUUUUUGUUUCCUUUAAAACAAUAGAAGGCUACAAAGAAGGCUUAGUUCAUGCUACUGAUAUAUUGCCAAAUCGUAAAAGGUUAUUAAAUAUAAAUGAAAAAUUUAAAAGAAAUAUGAAAGUUAAAGUAAAAGUAAAAGGAAUAUUUGGAGAAAAAAUUAGUUUGAAUAUGUCAGAAGUAGAUCAAAAGACAGGAAAAAAUUUGGUAAAUGAUGAAGAAAAAAGUGAAAAUUAUGGUUCAUUAUUUGAUGAUAUAGAUGAAGAUUACAAAGAAUUAAAAAAAAAUAAAGCAGACAUUUUUAGAGAAGAUCCAAAUGAAAUAAUGAAAUAUGAAAGUGUCAUAAAAAUGCAAAGUGAUUAUUCUAAAUGGGAAAUUCAACAGCUAAUGAAAAGUGGGGCAAUAUAUGAUGAAAAUCUCAAGAAGGAAUAUAAGAAUUUAAAAAUGGAUGAAAAAAUUGAAGAUGAAGAGGAAGUUAUAGAAAUUGAAGUUAAUGAAAGAGAGCCUUCUUUUUUAAAAGGGCAAACAACAAAAGCUGGAGCAAAGUUGUCACCAAUUGAAAUUAUUGUUAAUGCUGAAGGAUCUCUUGCUAGGGCAAUAACAACUACAUCAGCAUUAGCAAAAGAAAGAAAAGAACAAAAGCAAAAUGAGCAAAAUGCAAUUUUUGAUAGUAUUCCAAAAGAUAUUAGUAGACCAUGGGAAGAUCCAAAGCCAAAUUUAGGAGAAAGAACAAUAGCUGAAGCAUUAAAGAAUAUUGGGAAAAAUUAUGACUUACCUGAAUGGAGAAAAAUUUAUAUGAACAAUAAUAUAUCUGUUGGUGUGAAAAAUUCUUUACCACUUAAUGAGCAAAGAUUAAAAUUACCUAUAUAUAAAUUAAAAGAUGAUUUAAUGAAAGCGAUUCAAAAAAACAAUGUUCUUAUUGUAAUUGGAGAAACAGGUAGUGGAAAGACAACCCAAAUACCUCAAUAUUUACAUGAAGCAAAUUAUACAGCCAAUGGAAUUAUUGGAUGCACACAGCCAAGAAGAGUUGCAGCUAUGUCAAUUGCUAAAAGGGUGAGCGAAGAAUUCGGAUGCAUUUUAGGCCAAGAAGUCGGUUAUUCCAUUCGUUUUGAUGAUUGUACAUCCAAUGAUACUAUUAUAAAAUAUUUAACUGAUGGUAUGCUAUUGCGAGAAACAUUGAGUGAUACAAUGUUAACAAAGUAUUCAUUUAUUAUACUUGAUGAAGCUCAUGAAAGAACAAUUUCAACAGAUAUCCUUUUUUGUCUUUUAAAGGAUGUUGUUAGAAAAAGAUCUGAUUUUAAAUUAAUAGUAACAUCAGCUACUCUUGAUGCUGAAAAGUUUUCUACAUAUUUUUUUAAUUCUCCAAUUUUUACUAUUCCAGGAAAAAUAUUUCCUGUGGAGAUACUACAUUCUAAAGAACCAGAAAGUGAUUAUGUAGAAGCAAGUUUAAUAACAGUUUUGAAUAUUCACUUAAAUGAACACCCAGGCGAUAUUUUAGUUUUUUUGACAGGCCAAGAGGAAAUUAAUACAGCAUGUGAAAUUUUACAUGAACGUAUGAAAAAAUUAGAGAGUAUGUGUCCUCCACCUUUAAUUAUUCUACCUAUAUAUUCAUCCUUGCCAUCAGAAAUGCAGAGCGUAAUCUUUGAGCCUGCACCUCCAGGAUGUAGGAAGUGUAUCUUAGCUACAAAUAUAGCAGAAGCAAGUUUAACUAUUGAUGGAAUAUUUUUUGUUAUCGAUCCAGGGUUUUGUAAAGUAAAAAAAUAUGACUCUAAGAGAGAUAUGGAUUCUUUAAUAGUUGCCCCAAUUUCUAAAGCUAAUGCUAAACAAAGAGCUGGUCGUGCAGGUAGAACAGGACCAGGAAAAUGCUAUCGGCUAUAUACUGAAGAAGCAUAUAAAAAUGAAAUGGCAGAAACUAGUGUACCAGAAAUACAAAGAAUUAAUUUAGGUAGUAUUGUAUUAUUAUUAAAGGCUUUAGGAGUUAACGAUUUUUUACACUUUGAUUUCAUGGAUUCUCCAUCAAUUGAAACUCUUAUACACUCUCUAGAAAAUUUAUAUUAUUUAGGUGCAUUAGACGAUAAUGGCUAUUUAACAAAAUUAGGAAAAAAAAUGGCAAAUUUCCCUAUGGAACCUAAUUUAUCAAAAAUUUUAUUAACAUCAAUUAAUUUCAAUUGUGCUGAUGAUGUAGUUACUAUAGUUAGUAUGCUCAGUGUACAAAAUAUUUUUUAUCGCCCUCAAAAUAAAGCAUUAUUAGCGGAUAAAAAAAAAAAUAAAUUUGUAAUGCCACAAGGGGAUCUUAUUACUUACUUAAAUAUAUACAAUAAGUGGAAGGAAAAUAGUCUUUCUAACUAUUGGUGUCACGAAAAUUUUAUUCAUUCAAGAGCCUUAAAAAGAGCACAAGAUGUAAGAAAACAAUUGCUGUCUAUAUUUGAAAAAUAUAAUUAUGAAGUUAAAAAAAAUACAAGUAAAAAUGAUUCCACAAGAUAUGUGAAUAUAUGUAAAAGUAUUUGUUCUGGUUAUUUCAAUCAUGUUUGUAAAAGAGAUAGUCAACAAGGAUACACUACUCUUUUAACUAACCAGCAAGUUUUUAUUCAUCCUUCAUCAACUCUUUUUAAUAAAAAUCCAUUAUUUGUAGUAUAUCAUGAAUUAGUUUUAACAAAUAAAGAAUAUAUAAGAGACUGCACUAUAAUUCAACCUCAAUGGUUAAUACAAUUAGCACCCAACUUAUUUAUUCCAGCAGAUGAAAAAAAAAUAUCAAAGAUUAAAUUAAGAGAAAAAAUUGAGCCAUUGCAUAAUUAUUAUGAAGAACCUAAUGCUUGGAGGUUGUCUAGAAGAAAAGGAUAA